Messenger RNA from Aspergillus pseudotamarii, 2457 nucleotides. Its product is annotated as cysteinyl-tRNA synthetase. Lineage: Eukaryota; Fungi; Ascomycota; Eurotiomycetes; Eurotiales; Aspergillaceae. The record is from RefSeq and is a predicted model, not a curated record. Gene Ontology annotation, biological process: cysteinyl-tRNA aminoacylation. Gene Ontology annotation, cellular component: cytoplasm. The transcript has 2 exons. Bases 1 to 2457 code for a protein of 818 amino acids. Gene Ontology annotation, molecular function: ATP binding; cysteine-tRNA ligase activity.
AUGGAUUCUCGCAAACAGCCUCCCUGGAGGCAACCACAGGCGCAUCGAGACACUAAUCUUCCACCUCUGACAGUAUGGAACUCUUUGACCCGAUCCAAGACCCCCUUUGUUACCCUUGACCCAAAGGGCCGCAAAGUAACAUGGUAUGCGUGUGGCCCUACUGUCUACGAUGAUGCACAUCUUGGACACGCAAGGAAUUACGUUAGUACGGAUAUUAUUCGUCGCAUACUGAAGGAUUAUUUCAAAUUUGAUGUGGAGUUUGUCAUAAAUAUUACCGAUGUGGAUGACAAGACCUCUGUUUGGAUCAUCGUCAGGGGGCGACAACAGCACUUGUUCUCCGAGUUUCUUGCUUCACAUCCGGAUGUUAACCCCGAUGUACUGAAGACCACGCAACUAGCGUAUUAUGCCUAUAUCAAGAAAAACUUGCAAUUGAUCAAUGAGGGGACCAAGCCAGAAGACUUUGGAACUGAAGCAGAAAGGGUGUAUGGAGGGGUUCUAAAGGGUGAGGCUUUGGAAGGCAACAGAAAACCUGGAGAUCGUGAAGCAAAGGUUCGGAUGCAUGUCAGGACUAUUACCAUUGCAGCUGCGAUGAUCUCGCGAAUAGCCAAGAUGUUCAAUCAGGGACCUGUGGAGCAACCCGAAUCUCUUGAAAAUGAGGUGAUUACAAGUGAAGACUUCUAUGAGGCAACCCAAGAUGUCAUCCUUCCUUAUCUUGACCAGCUCAGAGGUUCAACUGUGCCAGGGGAUGCGUAUGAGAUUUUUACAAAGCUUACGAAGAAGUACGAAGAACAUUUUAUGCGCGAUAUGAGAGACCUUAAUGUCCUUGAUCCAGACGAGAUAACGAGAGUCACCGAAUACGGCCAAGAGAUUGCAGAUUUUGUGGAGAGAAUUGUGGCAAAUAAUUUUGGCUAUGUGACUCCGGAUGGCUCUGUUUACUUCGACAUUAAGUCUUUCGAGGAAGCCGGACAUCCCUAUGCACGGUUAGAGCCAUGGAAUAGAAACAAUCAACCUCUGCAAAGAGACGGUGAGGGGACGUUAUCUCAUGCAGUUGAGAAAAGGUCCCCUGACGAUUUUGCCCUUUGGAAAGCAUCACGUCCAGGUGAACCUAGUUGGAAGAGUCAAUGGGGACCAGGCCGACCAGGUUGGCAUAUUGAGUGUUCUGCAAUGGCCUCCAGCCGACUAGGAAGCCAGAUUGAUAUCCACUCUGGUGGAAUCGAUCUUGCAUUCCCCCACCAUGAUAAUGAACUUGCACAAAGUGAGGCAUUUUGGUCAGAGAAGAAGCAGCAAUGGGUGAACUACUUUCUACAUAUGGGACAUUUGUCGAUACAGGGGUCAAAGAUGUCCAAAUCCUUGAAAAACUUCACCACUGUUCGGAGUGCCCUUGACAAGGGUGACUGGACUCCUCGAAGCCUGCGAAUUGUUUUCCUCCUAGGGGGCUGGCGGGAUGGGGUUGAGAUUACACCCGAACUCAUUCAAACGGCGUCCGUGUGGGAAGAUAAGCUGAACAACUUUUUCGUGAAGGUCAAAGAUCCUUCUGGUCCGGGCGCUACAACGGAUAUUACGUCUGACCCAAAUAUCUCCUUGGCACAAGCCCUAGCCACCACAAAGGCAAAGGCCCACCAAUAUUUCUGUGACUCUUUUGAUACGCCCAAAGUUAUGAGAGUUAUCUCCGAAUUGGUUUCGACCUUCAAUAACGUUGACCAAAAUGCCAACCUCAACGAAGUGCAAGACCUAGCUCAAUGGGUAACUCGAAUUGUAACCAUCCUGGGUCUAAAUGGAAAAGUAUCCCCUGAGAGUUGUGGGAUUGGCUGGGAAGGAACUGACAUCCCCGAACCGGCAAAACCAUUUCUUUAUCCACUUUCAACCAUGCGUGACGCCUUGCGUGAAGCCGCAAAAUCACAAAGCGAAGUAACGCAUCGGCAACUCAAAGCUAUCACCGGGCAGACACCUGUGGACGAGAGCCUAGUAUCCCAAGCAUCCAGGUCGUACUUCCAAGUUUUCAAAGAUUUCCGCGCGCGGAUAUCUCCAAGUAACUCGGAAGACACAGCAAAGUCAUCCAAAGAAUUGCUUUCCCUGUGCGAUCGAUUACGAGAUGUUGAGCUCUUUGACCUUGGUAUCUAUCUGGAAGACCGCGAGAAUAAACCUGCCUUGGUUAGACCUGUGACUAGGGACUUAUUACAGUCCCGUGAAGAACAGACACGGAAAAUGCUAUUGAAGCAGCAGGAGAAAGAAAAGCAGGAAAAGCUUGCCAAAGAGAGACUGGAAAAGGGAAGACUCAGUCAUCUGGACAUGUUCCGCACUAGUGAAUAUAGUGCUUGGGAUGAAGAUGGCAUGCCAACAAAAGAUGCAGCUGGUGAACCUAUAAACAAAAGUAGAAGCAAGAAGUUAAGAAGGGAUUGGGAGCGGCAGAAAAAGGCCCAUGAGACUUGGAUCGCAAGCCAAAGCACGGGCUCUUAG